Messenger RNA from Aspergillus chevalieri, 1302 nucleotides. RefSeq names its product thiolase family protein. The coding region runs from base 1 to 1302 and encodes 433 amino acids. The transcript is spliced from 3 exons. Gene Ontology annotation, biological process: fatty acid beta-oxidation. The record is from RefSeq and is a predicted model, not a curated record. Lineage: Eukaryota; Fungi; Ascomycota; Eurotiomycetes; Eurotiales; Aspergillaceae. Gene Ontology annotation, molecular function: acetyl-CoA C-acetyltransferase activity.
AUGCCUAUCCAGACAUCAGCAGGGUUGUCUGCCCGUCUUUUCGCGCAAAGAACAGCCAUCCCCGCAUCUCGGAGACAAUUCAGUUGCGCACGCCCGUUACUCAAAGAGAUUCAGGAUGCUUAUAUUCUCAGUGCCUCGCGGACGCCUACUACUAACUUCAAUGGAUCGUUCGCCUCCGUCUCCGCUCCCGAGCUAGGUGCCGCCGCUAUCAAGUCUGCCGUGGGCAAAUCGAACUUGCCAGUUGAAAAAAUCACCGAUGUUUAUAUGGGGAAUGUUCUGCAGGGAUCCGUCGGUCAGGCCCCCGCCCGUCAAGCCUCCAUCUUCGCCGGACUCGCCCCAACCGUCGAAUCCAUGACCGUCAACAAGGUGUGCGCGUCUGGUCUUAAGGCGGUGGCCCUCGCUGCCCAGAAUAUUCAGCUUGGUCUCGCGGAUGCUCAAGUUGCGGGAGGAAUGGAAAACAUGUCCCGGGUGCCGUACUAUCUGCCGCGUGCGGGUCAGCUGCCACCGUUCGGUGAUCUGAAGCUGGAGGACGGUCUGGUCAAGGACGGUCUGUGGGAUGUUUAUAAUCAAUUCCAUAUGGGCAUCUGUGCAGAGCAGACAGCCAAGAAGUAUGAAGUCUCGCGCGAGGAACAGGACGAGUAUGCCAUCCGUUCGUACGAGCGUGCUCAGCAGGCCUGGAAUGAGAACAAAUUCGCCGACGAGAUUGUCCCUGUUACUGUCAAGGGCAGGAAGGGUGAUACUGUUGUCUCACGUGAUGAAGGGUUCGAGAACCUGCGUGCCGAUAAACUGAAGACCCUGAAGCCGGCCUUCCUCAGGGACGGCACUGGCACCGUUACCGCUGGUAAUGCAUCUACUAUGAAUGAUGGAGCCUCAGCUUUGGUCCUGGGAAGCAAGGACCUUGCCCGCGAGUUUGGUAAGGGUAACCGUGCUCUUGCUCGCAUUGUAUCGACUGCCGAUGCCGCCAUCGACCCCGUGGACUUCCCCGUGGCACCAGCGAAGGCCGUCCCCAUUGCGCUGGAGCGUGCUGGAAUCACUAAGGACCAGGUCUCAGUCUGGGAGUUCAACGAGGCUUUUGCUGCUGUGAUCAAGGCUAACGAGAAGAUUCUCGGCUUGCAAAACGCCAAGGUCAACCUUCUUGGAGGUGCUAUCUCGAUUGGACACGCCUUGGGCAGUUCCGGCUCUCGUAUUUUGGUCACAUUGCUCCACCAGCUGCAGCCCGGCGAGUAUGGUGUGGCUGCUAUUUGCAACGGCGGCGGUGCUGCCAGCGCCAUGGUUGUGCAGAAGCUGGACAAGGUUGACUAA